CGUCCGACUGCCCCUCGGCGCUCCAGCGCCAGUCGCCGUGUCACCGCAGCCGCUUCGGAGCUUCAUUCCCCUGCCGCAGCCGAGGGUCGGCCUGUCCCUGACCCCUGACUAGAGCCAGUCCCUUACCCUGACGAGAGCUAGCCCCUUCUCCUGACAGAGGCUAGUCCCUUCCUCGGACUGGGGCCAGCUGGGUCCCUUGACUACGGCCAGCCCUGUCUCCGAACUGAAAUCAGCCUGCCCCUGACUGGAAUCAGCCGGGUCCCCCGACUUCGUCCCUCGACUGCGGCCAGCCCUGCGCCCCACCCCGCUCCGGCCUCCCCCACGAACGGCCAAGUCGCUGUUCUCGGGGCCAGCCUCCGCAGCCGGCUUCCCAGCCUGUGGUGCCUGCCGUCCUAGGUUGUGGUCUCUGGCCCAUCCUCGGUUUCACACAGCCCUACUUCCAUCUCUAGCCCGGACGUCUCAGACACCAGAAGAAAUAGAAAGACUGACUGUUGAUGAAGACCUCAGUGAUAUUGACAGGGCUGUUUAUCUGCUCAGUGCUGGUCAAGAUAUCCAAGGAGCAAGUGUGAUUGCAAACCUUCCAAUUUUGAUGCGACAGAAUCCUACUGAGACACUUCGGAGAGUCUUACCCAAAGUCAGAGUAAGUUGGAAGUCCUGCAUGUUGCGAGCGUGGAAAUGCAGCUAACAGCUGCCGUGUCCUUUCUGGCCAUUCUUCAGGAAGAAUCAAUGUCAGUCCACACCUUUGCACACUCCUUCCUACAAGUCAUUCUCCUGCACCUGGAGCACAGAGAUACAGGUGUCAGCAAUGCAUGGCUGGAAACACUUCUCUCUGCAGUAGAAUUAUUGCCAAAGGAAACCCUGAGGCAUGAGAUUCUGAAUCCACUUGUUUCCAAGGCACAGCUUUCCCAAACUGUCCAGUCGCGUUUAGUUAGCUGUAAAAUUUUAGGAAAAUUAACCAACAAAUUUGAUGCCCAUAGCAUUAAAAGAGAAAUACUUCCCCUGGUAAAAUCUCUCUGUCAAGAUGUGGAAUAUGAAGUUCGAUCUUGUAUGUGUCGUCAGUUAGAAAACAUAGCUCAGGGCAUUGGGACAGAACUGACAAAGAGUGCGGUGCUUCCCGAAUUAAUAGAGCUCUCCAGGGACGAGAGUGGCAGUGUGCGUCUUGCUGCCUUUGAGACCUUGGUUAACAUGCUUGACAUGUUUGAUGCAGAUGACAGAAGUCAAACUAUACUUCCCUUAGUGAAAUCAUUCUGUGAAAAGUCUUUCAAAGCAGAUGAAUCAAUUCUGAUUUCUUUAUCGUUUCAUUUAGGAAAGCUAUGCCAUGGACUCUAUGGAAUUUUCACUCCAGAUCAGCACUUAAGAUUUUUGGAGUUUUAUAAGAAACUUUGUACACUGGGAUUACAACAAGAAAAUGGCCAUAAUGAAAACCAGAUCCCAUCCCAAAUCGUAGAGCAGGAGAAGAAAUAUACUUCAGUACGAAAGAACUGUGCUUACAACUUUCCGGCCAUGAUUGUUUUUGUUGAUCCUAAAAACUUCCACAUGGAACUCUAUUCUACAUUCUUCUGCCUUUGUCAUGACCCCGAGGUACCAGUCAGAUACACUAUUGCUAUUUGCUUUUAUGAAGUAUCUAAACUUCUGAGUUCUGGAGUACAUUUAAUACACAAAGAACUGCUAACAUUGUUACAAGAUGAGUCACUGGAGGUUCUAGAUGCUCUUAUAAAUAACCUUCCAGAAAUCUUGGAACUUAUGUCUACUGGUGGAGAAAGCAGUGUUCAAGAAAAUAAGUUUUCCUCACUGCCAGACCUGAUUCCAGCACUCACGGCUGCUGAGCAGCGAGCUGCUGCCUCUCUGAAGUGGAGGACCCAUGAGAAGCUGCUGCAGAAAUAUACCUGUCUGCCUCAUAUCAUAUCGAGUGACCAGAUUUAUUACCGUUUCUUACAAAGAAUGUUCACCAUCAUGAUGACAAAUAACGUCUUACCUGUCCAAAGGGCAGCGGCACGAACUCUGUGCAUCUUUCUACGCUAUAAUCGUAAACAAGAGCAGAGGCACGAAGUCAUCCAAAAGUUAAUUGAACAGUUGGGCCAAGGAAAAAGUUAUUGGAAUAGACUUCGCUUUUUGGAUACUUGUGAAUUUAUCAUAGAGAUAUUUUCCAGAUCAUUUUUCUGCAAAUAUUUCUUCCUACCUGUUAUUGAACUAACCCAUGACCCAGUGGCAAAUGUGAGAAUGAAACUUUGCUACCUGCUGCCCAAAGUGAAGUCAGCUUUGAAGAUUCCUGCAGACAUGCAUCUCCUCCAGCAGUUAGAAAUGUGUGUGAGAAAACUCCUGUGUCAAGAAAAAGAUAAAGAUGUCCUGGCUAUUGUGAAGAAAACAGUAUUAGAGUUGGACAGAAUGGAGAUGUCUAUGGAUAUGUUCCAGAAAAAAAAUUAUGAGAAAGAUUUGUUGGAUCAAGAGAAAGAAAGAGAAGAACUGCUGUUUUUGGAAAUGGAACAGCUAGAGAAGGAUAAGCAUCAGAGUGACGGGAGAUUGGCCAGUGACAAAAGCUUGGAGAAGAAACGCAGAGACUCCAGGACACCAAUGCAGAGCCUGUCUAAGAGCAUGCCCAUUUCUGUUCCUGGACCCUCCUCUAGCACCCCAUCAACAAGCAAAGAAAUCAAGAAAUCCAAAUUGACUCGAAGCCAAUCUUUUAAUAAUCAAGCUUUUCAUGCAAAAUAUGGUACCUUAGACAAGUGUGCUAGUAAAAGUUCCACCUUAGCCCACACGUCUUCCGUGUCAGGGCUGGUGAGGACGGCCAUGCUGUCACUAACUGAUGACUCCUUCCGGACUCUCAAUACCAGUAGUGUUCCAGCUUCCUUUUCUCCUAACACUGUCUUGCCCAGUACUUCCCGUGGGCCAGGUAACCCAGCUGAUCCAAAGAACAGUGGAAGUAAAGAUGCACAGCCCCGGAAGGCUACCUUAAAAUCCAGAAAAUCCAAUCCUUAAGUCAACUGCUUGGUGAAGGAGACAAGCAGUCAGUGGAGAUUCUGAUGGUGGAAAAGCUACAGCGACGGACGGCCAGGCUUGUUAAAGUGUGGAAUGGAGGAAGGAACAUCGUGCAGCUGAUGUGAAACUUGCCCUAUUUGGAAUUAGAUUUCCCUAGGAGGUAUGACAUGCGUUUUAACGUAGGCUCUGAAUCCCAGUGUUCCAGUGCAGUGUAAUGAGCUCCAACUUGGUGUGUACUGCCUGCUGGACUGUAAGAGAUGUGCCUGUCUUUAUGUGAGGGGCUGGCUUUUGUUAUACUAAGUUGUAGCAUUUAGGCAUCCCUUGGCAGUCUAAAUUAGCCUGCUUGUCUAAAUUGACUCCUGGUAACUACUUGGGCUAGGACACAGGAGGUAAGGAAGGCACCGGAUUUCCUAUGAGCUCUCUACUCAGAGCAGAAAAGUCAAAGUGAGCAGCUGUCUGUGGGCCUGUGGGUCCUGGAUUCUGUGAUGGUAUCAGCAGCUGGAAGACCCCAGUCUAGAUUCAGUAAUGAAAAUCUGCAAAAAUUUGGGAAAACUUUAGCUACAAAUACCUUAAAAAUGAUAGAUUGAUGAUUUCCUCAAUUCCUAGAAUUUCUUUUAUAAAUGCUCUGUUUACAUUUUAGAUUGUAUCUAUCCUUAAUGUCAGAUGAUGAACCCACUCUGAGUCAGCUGUGAUCCCAGCUGUCCUGCUCACGCCAUGUCAACAGCACCCAUUUGUACUAAUGCUAAUAGUUCCAUGCAAAUGCCUGUGGAGCACACACUGUCCUUAACUCUAAGAUGCCAUUUCCUGACACAGAGUGGAUGAAGCUAUUGUCAGCUUCUCUAUUUCAAAUGCAGUCAGCAUAUGUCUAUAUUGGUAUUAGAAAAUACUUGUUUUUUAAAGAUAUAUUGAUGUAUGAUAAAGAUGAUCUAAUUUGUGAAUGCAUAUGUGUGCGUGGUUACUUUUUAUAAUGUGAAAUGGAUAAUGAGCUUAUUUAAAAUAAAGCAGAGGUUAAUGAGAUA
This is a messenger RNA of Mastomys coucha (southern multimammate mouse), 3995 nucleotides long. RefSeq names its product protein phosphatase 4 regulatory subunit 4 (gene Ppp4r4). Gene Ontology annotation, cellular component: protein serine/threonine phosphatase complex; cytosol. The record is from RefSeq and is a predicted model, not a curated record. The coding region runs from base 676 to 2976 and encodes 766 amino acids. The transcript has 25 exons. Gene Ontology annotation, molecular function: protein phosphatase regulator activity; protein binding. Lineage: Eukaryota; Metazoa; Chordata; Mammalia; Rodentia; Muridae.